This is a messenger RNA of Myotis daubentonii (Daubenton's bat), 333 nucleotides long. Its product is annotated as fatty acid-binding protein 5-like. The coding region runs from base 1 to 333 and encodes 110 amino acids. The record is from RefSeq and is a predicted model, not a curated record. The transcript has a single exon. Lineage: Eukaryota; Metazoa; Chordata; Mammalia; Chiroptera; Vespertilionidae.
AUGAUCUCCAUUCAGCAGCUGGUAGGCAGAUGGCUCUUCGUGGAGACCAAAGGCUUCACCGAGUACAUGAAGGAACUAGGCGUGGGAAUGGGCGCCAUGGCCAAGCCAGACUGCGUCAUCACCUCUGAUGGCCAAAACCUCAUGGUAAAAACUGAGAGCACGUUGAAGGUGACACAGUGCUCAUGCAACCUGAGAGACAAGUUUGAAGAACCUACAGCCAAUGGCACAAUAACUCAGGCCACCUGCAACUUUGUAAACAGUGCAUUGGUCCAACAUCAGGAAUGGGACGGGAAGGAAAGCGCCAGAACCAGAAGAUCGGAAGGCGGAAGUUAG